AUGUCGCUCCAAGUCAGAGGCCCCGACUUCUCGGUGACGAAACAGAAGGCUCUCGAAGAUGCGAAAAAGAUGCAAGCUGCAGUGGAUGAUGAGGUGGCAAAAGCUGGACAGGACAAGCCGCCAUAUCUCCUCAAUGAACUCAUUGGCAAGGGAAGUUUCGGGCGCGUCUAUAAAGCAACCGACAUCAACACCAGCAUGCUCGUUGCGGUCAAAAUCAUCGACAUUGAAGAGAGCGAUACCGUCAACCCCAAGCUUGCCGACACAUUCAAGGAGUUCUUGGCCGAAAUCAACGCGUUAAAGCUUCUCAGCGACAGUGGCGCAAGGAACAUCAACCAUGUCAUUGACGCGUUACCUGUCGGUCAAUCCAUGUGGAUGAUCACAGAGUACUGCGCUGGAGGAAGUGUGGCAACGCUCAUGAAGCCGACCGCUCCCGGUGGUCUGCAAGAGAAGUGGAUCAUCCCGAUUCUCAGAGAGGUCUCUGAAGCCGUCUUCUGGGUUCAUCGGCAAGGCAUCAUUCACCGCGAUAUCAAGUGCGCCAAUGUUCUGGUCACUGAGGCCGGCGGGGUGCAACUUUGCGAUUUCGGAGUGGCUGGUGUAAUUGAGACGAAAUUCGACAAACGAUCAACAUUCAUCGGAACCCCUCAUUGGAUGGCCCCGGAACUUUUCGAUCAGUCAACAUCGUAUGGUACGGAGGUGGACAUUUGGGCAUUCGGCUCCAUGGUUUUUGAAAUUGCCUCUGGCCUACCGCCGAACGUUAUGGCAGGCGUCGACGUUUAUCAGCUUGGAAAUUACAUCAAGGCACACACACCACGAUUAGAGGGCGAUCAGUAUUCCGACCGAUUGAAACAUUUGGUUGCGUAUUGCUUAGAGGAGGACCCGGCGAAACGACCAACAAUCGAAGAGGUACAGAACCACCCUUACAUCGCCAACUCGGUCCAAGAAUACCCGGCAGCAUCACUGGCAUUACUAGUGAGAGGAUUCAAGCUUUGGGAGUCACAAGGCGGCAGCCGUAAAUCACUAUUUGCCCCUGGGGGAGCCCAGGGUAUGUCCGGCAUGGACGAGUCCGACUUCUCAUCCACCGCGAUGGCCAACGACGAAUGGAAUUUCAGCACAACGAUGGCGUUCGAUCAACAGGUGUUUCAAAACACAGACGCUCAGGCAGUCUACGAUGUGUACGGCUCAAACGUGGAAUUCGACCCUUUGCUUCUGGACGACAUGUCUCGAUCCAAGCCGAAGUCACGUCGGAGGCCGCCACCUCAGCAGCUCGCCGCCAUGAAGGCUCCCUUAGAAAAGGUGUUUGAUCCGAACACUAUUUCCAACUAUGAGGACAAUUCCCGAGCAUACUAUGGCAGGCCAGUUCCUCCACCAACUUCAGAUCUUCCGUUGCGAGACGACUCGCUACAAUCAACCGCAGUGAGAGAAUCGCUUAUCGACCUGGACGCUUCACUUCACGGUGGUGAUCUUUCCAACUUUGUGGAUAUGAACACCAUCAGAGCUGGGGCACCGCGCGUAUCUGUCGACUAUCAUAUGGGAGACGAGCCAGAUUUUAGCAAAGCACCUUCGAGCGACCCGGCGGAUCUGAACCCGAAUAGGAGAACACAGGACUGGAAGUUCCCUUCCAUGGCCCCUCCAGCUUCCGCGAACCCGGAAAUGUCGAGAUUUCCCUUCAACGAGGACCGACCCUUCCACGAGGACCGACCCUUCCACGAGGACCGACCCUUCCACGAGGACCGGCCCUUCUACGAAGAACGGCCCUUCCACGAUGAUCAUACGGGACCCAGUUCUGCGUCUCGCCCGCAAAUGUUUCAUCACCAGACCGAUCCAGUUCCCGCCCCUAAUUAUGGCGGCGAUUUGAUGGUUCCCCGACCUGGUUCGCAGAUGAACAACAGGGAAUCCACGGGGAGCUUGAUAGAUCUGGAUGAGCUUAUGGUCCCGCCCCCUAGUACCCAGAACAAUCGUGUAUCGACUGGCAGCUUGAUCGACCUCGAUAUGGGCUUGGCAGAUCCUAUGCCGGAGCUCACUCGACCUUCCACGGCCAACUCAGACGCCGCAUCUGUCAGCGGCUCAGAGAUGGGGAUGGCAAACCCUUUCGAUCUGGAGCGCCAUGCUUCCCUAUAUGUGCCCACAUCCAACCGGGAGCCCUCUAUUUAUGUCCCAGCAUCGAACCGGGAACCAUCCAUUUAUGUACCAACAUCAAACCGAGAACCGUCGAUCUACGUGUCGGACGAUUCAGACUUCGCCUCACGCGUUCCUAAAGACGAGGAUCAACUCAGCCUCGUCGACCUUUCCCUAGCCGAUCCCGGUGCUACCGUUCGGCCCAAUGGCCAGGGCGGUUUGCGAUUGAACACUCAUCGCUCGUUCAACAGCGUUAACAGUGCCGACUACUCUGACCCCGAGUAUCUGACUCCACAGCAGGCCGCCCAGCCAUCCCUGCCGCCAGGCAUUCCGCGCUCAGUAGGGAGCAGGGACAGUGGCACUCUCCCGUUGCCUCCCCCGCCAGCGCCGCCGUCCGUUGAGGUCAUGCAGGGUUCGGCGAGUGCAGACGCUGUGAAGGAGGAAUUGAGGAGAAUGGCGAUGAGUCUGGGUGAGCACUUGAGUCACGCGAAUCAGUAUCUCUCCACGCUACCGGUGCGUAAGGGCGGAAGACAGGAUCUGAUGGGCGAAUCCAUGUAA
Colletotrichum orchidophilum is the source of this 2673-nucleotide messenger RNA. RefSeq lists its product as uncharacterized. Bases 1 to 2673 code for a protein of 890 amino acids. Gene Ontology annotation, biological process: protein phosphorylation. Gene Ontology annotation, molecular function: ATP binding; protein kinase activity. Lineage: Eukaryota; Fungi; Ascomycota; Sordariomycetes; Glomerellales; Glomerellaceae. The transcript has a single exon. The record is from RefSeq and is a predicted model, not a curated record.